Molecule: messenger RNA, 5055 nt
Organism: Clupea harengus (Atlantic herring)
Lineage: Eukaryota; Metazoa; Chordata; Actinopteri; Clupeiformes; Clupeidae
Gene: cept1b
Product: choline/ethanolamine phosphotransferase 1b
Biological process (GO): phosphatidylethanolamine biosynthetic process
Cellular component (GO): endoplasmic reticulum membrane; Golgi apparatus
Molecular function (GO): ethanolaminephosphotransferase activity; diacylglycerol cholinephosphotransferase activity
Source: RefSeq, a predicted model, not a curated record
CCAUCGCCCUCAGGUCUUCAACUGCGACGGAAGUGACCGGUGUUCUUCGAACGAAGGUAGCGACUGCUAUGCGAUGUGGAUGUGUUGUUGAUCCUAACCUUGGUGUAUGAUUUGGGCUUUUCCAUCUGCCCAAGUCCUAAAACAACCCUGUGGAGUACACCUGAUCGAGGACUUACCCGUUACUCCUUUGCGUGCUUCGAUUGUCGGGUCAUUUUGGAGUGCACUUCUGUAUAUUUUGUCAGGAGGUAGGUGGUGAUUACCUCGGUGAAGAUCCAUCCAGGCCUUCUUGGUUGCGUGAUUGUAGAGGUCUGGCACAGAGUUGUGUAACUCAGAAGUGGGAGAACAGGUGGUGUCGGGCCCCAUUGUGGAUCCCCAACUGGAGCAUCGGGAGGUGGCAGGCUCAGGCAGAGCAGCAUAGCAGGGCCAUGAGUGGGCAGGCGGGGGCCGGGGCUGGGAUGCGGGGUCGUCGCGGGCGGGAGCGUGAUCGGGAGCUGUCGUCGCUGCAGCAGCAUCAGCAUCAGGGCAUGGACGCCUCAUGCUGGCUGGCUCCCAGCGCCCUGCGUCGGCUGGUGGAGCUGCCGUCCCCGCCGCUCUCCCGCCACCAGCUGAAGCGGCUGGAGGAGCACCGCUACAGCAGCUCCGGCCGCUCCCUGCUGGAGCCCAUCAUGCAGCGCUACUGGGAGUGGCUGGUGUGCUGCAUGCCUGCCUGGAUCGCGCCCAACCUCAUCACCAUCGUGGGCCUGGCCACCAACGUCUUCACCACUCUGGUGCUAGUGUAUUACUGCCCCACUGCCACCGAACAGGCACCACUGUGGGCAUAUCUGCUCUGUGCUGUGGGCUUGUUUGUUUACCAGUCACUGGAUGCCAUUGAUGGAAAGCAGGCCAGGCGCACUAACAGCAGUUCACCACUGGGAGAGCUCUUCGAUCAUGGCUGUGACUCCCUGUCCACAGUGUUUGUGGUCCUGGGCACCAGUAUUGCCGUGCAGCUGGGCACUAACCCAGACUGGAUGUUCUUCUGCUGCUUCGCGGGCAUGUUCAUGUUUUACUGUGCCCACUGGCAAACCUAUGUCUCCGGUACCCUGCGCUUUGGCAUCAUUGAUGUGACUGAAGUGCAAAUCUUCAUUAUUGUCAUGUAUGUGCUGGCUGCCAUUGGAGGAUCCGCUUUUUGGCAGUCUCCGAUUCCUAUAAUUAACAUUCAAAUGAAAAUAGUUCCUGCCAUAUGUACAUUCGCAGGAGUUAUCUUUUCCUGUACUAAUUACUUCCGGGUUAUAUUUACUGGAGGUGUGGGCAAAAAUGGAUCCACAAUAGCAGGAACAAGUGUCCUCUCUCCUGUCCUUCACAUAGGUUCUGUUAUAAUCUUGGCUAUGAUGAUCUAUAAAAAAUCUGCUAUUCAGCUCUUUGAAAAACACCCAUGUCUUUAUAUAUUGGCAUUUGGCUUUGUGUCUGCCAAGAUCACUAACAAAUUAGUGGUUGCACAUAUGACAAAAAGUGAAAUGCACCUUCAUGAUGUAGCAUUUCUUGGUCCUGGGCUGCUAUUCCUAGACCAGUAUUUCAACAGUUUUAUUGAUGAAUACCUGGUGCUGUGGAUCGCCCUGAUUCUCUCCUUCUUCGAUCUGGUGCGUUACUGUGUCAGUGUUUGCAAUCAGAUUGCCUCCCACCUUCACAUCUUUGUCUUCAAAAUCAAGCCACUGACCACUGCACCUAUUCAGUGACAACUCCACUGCCAGCUAUAUGAUGACUUCGCUUGUUUGUAGUACUCGGUUUCCCUUUUUUUUGUCCAGGACAGGGUAGAGUAGGCACUUCUAAUGCAAAUGAAUGAUGAGGACUUUCCCAGGAGGAAUUUGUUAGAUGUAUAAUUUAUUUCUUCUAUCACUGUUAUGUGCAACCUGUGUUACUGAUUUGUUUCAUUUUCUCACCCGUACCACAAAACACAAUGGUAUCUUAAAAUAUAUCAUUAAAAUGAGAUUCAAUUGCUCUUUAGAUUUACUUCUGUGGGACAGAAUGAAGUUAUAGAACAACGGAACAGUGUUCAUUUAUAGGAAGGAACUGGCUGAAAAAUAGGUGCUAUUUUAUUCAAUUCUAACCAUUAUCUGCUUGCAAUCAUCCAGGCUUUAGCAGCUGAUAAAAAUACAGGUUCCUUGGCCGUCUUACCUUUACUGAGGGUUUGAAUUUUAAAUAAUACAAUUAAGUAAUAUAAUUACAUCGGUAUAUCUAUCAGUUUAACAACAUCAAGAACGACGUCAAGAAAUGUUACAAUAUACAUACCACAUUUACUGUUUUGAUUUCCACAUCAUUAAGUCACAUUAUGAAAAUAUUAGUAUAAUAUAGUGUUCACCGAAGGCAGACCUGCCUACACACUUCCAGAUGUAAUAGGCGUACAUUUAGUUUAGAAAGCAAAAUGUAUUUCCCUUCUGGUGAACAACUUUCAUCUGCCAGUUGUGAUUCUGUACCUUUCAAACCAGGCAACAUUUAUUUCACUUGUGUUGUCACAUGGGUUUGAUAAGUAUUAUUUGGAAAUUCGUUCAAAAAGCUGGUGUAGUGCACUUACGUGUUGUAGAUAGGUCCUGUAUGUAAUUGUAAUUUACAGGAUAUAAAUGUAGUUUCUACAACAGUUACUGCAUGCACUUCACAAUUAUUGCAGUGACAUCUCUUUAUCAGUCAUCACAAUUAAAAUGUAGACAUGAGAUGUAAAUAUAUCACAACUGUCCUUCCCAGCGUAACGUAUUUGAGAUGUUUAAGUGUAUUGCAUUCAUUAUUGUCAAUUAGUGCUGCUCUGGACAUGGUAUUUGGUUAUAUUCCAUUAUACUUUAAGCAAAAAAAACAACAACUUUGUUUUGUUACCCCUUCUGCAUCAAAUGUGUCCCUUUUCUUAUAUUUAUUGCUUUUUUUUUUUUUUUUUUUUAAACCUUUGCUUUGCGUGCCUGACUUUUAUUUAUGCUGCACUUCGGCUUUCUGCCUAAAAGACUGAAUGGAUUCUAAAGUUUAAAUAAAGUGGCAGAGUGUCAUUUAGCUUAAUUUACACAUUUAUUUAAAAACAAAAAUAAUUUGGUUACUCUGUCAUAUAUCAGCUUUGUUGAUGGGAACAUUUGUUUGUUUGUGCUUAGUUUUCUUGACAACAGUAGUAAAGACGAGCAGAUGGUAUGUGUGGAGAUUCAAAAAUAUAUAUGCACUGAUGUGUCCCAGCAUGCAACUCUGUUCAUCAAAAGCUUUUUUUUCACAUUUGUUGUGUCUCUGAUAUUGCAUGUUAUUUGCAUUAUUACUUUUAAGUGCAAGCCCAACAUUUGUUAUUUGUUAUCAAAUAUUUCACGAAAUGUAAAACAUGCUGCUUGUAGCAUUCUCGUCCAAUGUCCGACAAGAAAAUAACCGCUUUGGCACAUAUUAGAAUUAUAAGUGGAAGGGAAGGUAAAGCUGUAGUAGCUGUGUCCUACAUGCUGACCUCUUGUAUUAAUCACUGCAUACGCACAUUGCUUAGCCAGAAAUAUACUAACAAGUGCACCAGGGUCUUUUUCAUGGCGUGGUUUUUCUCUUCUUGCUUUGAACCAUAGAACCAUAUGUGCGAUGUUAUAUUGGCAGGACUAAUUAUGAUAAACUUAUGUAAUGGAAGUGAGAGGUCAUGUCUGGCCACAUUUCUUGCUGUUCUGUAUUGUCGCUUUUAGCUCAGGGGUGCCAUUCCAAGUACAUGGUUUAGUGACAAAUCUGGGUAAGUCAACUGAGAGUAAGUGGUAAACCUCCUUAUACAGGAGCCCCAUGGCUUAAUUGUCCUAAGUAAAACAAAGCCACAUGGCUCUUCUUUUAGGGGGUAUACCACUUGGAGUUAACUUACCCAAGUUCGUCACUAAACCACGUACUUGGAAUACCCCCCAAGUACUUCAACAUGAGUAAUGCUUAUAGCUGUUGCCUUAAAAGUAGUUCUGAAUUACCCUUAAAUCUUGGGUUAACAUUUUAAGUUCAUACCUCUCUAUCAAGCUUGUUAUUCCUAUGUCGGUACUGAGAAUGAGGUUGAUUUCUCCCCCACCCUUUUAGUUUGUUUCUAGAUGGCCAAGCUCAGGUAUACUCUAGGAUGUUUAACCGUGUUUGCAUGUACCCAUAGACGAGAGGAACAAACAUAAGACAAUCUACCCAUUACCUAACAAUGCAGUUCUCCCUGUCCAUUUGCAAAUGCUGCUACCGGCCCUGUUGAAUUCGUUUGUGAGCAUACUUUUCUGCCUCAUCCAUGUAAUGCCUAUGAUGUGUAUCUUACUGGUGGAAGUAUGAAUGUUGGGUUGAUCAAACUGAUGGGGAAAAUAUGCCUGUUCCAGACCUGUACCCUGAAUAUCUUGGACGGGUCUAUAUGUUUAGGUCAAUACUAUCACAAGGUUGUACAGAACAGAAAACUUGGUGGGGUUUUCUUGUUGUUGUUUUUUGAGGAAAGUCAGUAGAAUAUGGCCAUUGUACUGCAGUGGCAUUAACCAGCUAAACCUUCUUUAUAGAAUUCCUCCAUAUGUGUUCUGCAUGAAAUGCUUGCCCAUUCGUCUAUUCAAUUCUGUAUGUUUAUUUUGUUUUUUUAAUUUAGUAAAAUGUUUUCCUUUGUGGGUUUAAAGGUCAAUUUUAAUUAAUUAACUAAAUUAUUAAAUAAUAUCUGUUGGCACUGGCCACUACUGAAUGGGCUAACAUUUACGUCAUAGUCGUAACAUAUUCUGUUUCUAGAGGCCAAAUAUUCUGGAAAGAAGUAAAGUUGUACAUAAAAAUGAGGCUGUUUGUUGAGUGGUUGAAAUGGGUAGGCUGUUUCACAUACAUUAUGGCCAGCUGUAGUGUCUUUAACUGAAUCAAAAUAUGGCAACAUCACAGAAUGUUAAGGCGUUCUCGUAAAGCCUGUCAAAAUUCUGGCAGGGCAAUGAUAACUUCUGUGUACAGCUUUUCCUUUUAAAAGAAAUUACUUUACAUUGUGUGCUGACUGUUUCUGGCAAACUAUGGUAAGCUGACUUCUCUGUCUCUAUUGGUUUGUAAGAGUUGCUGUUCUCUCAUUUUGGAAUAAAAAGCACCUGUAAAAAAUAAAGAUUGCUAUAUUUAUGAUAA